GAGGCAAACAAUUGCGUGUGCUCCAGUGCGAGUCGCACCUACGUUUGCACCGCACAGUCAACAGAUACCCUUGCAACGCAGCGAGCUCCACCCUAAGAGGCACCUCUUCAACCCUUUUGGGAUCCGCAAGCAAGCAUCUAUUGGCGGCGUCAACCCCUUGUGCACCUCCGGUUCCGAUACCGGGGUUUGAAAAGCACGUUGGCGAAUGAUGUGAAUGUGUCACGCGUCGAUUAUUGUCCACGGAAGCUUUUGGAGGAGUAUCACCGCUUUGACGCAUUUUUCCAACUCACUCAAACUUUUCCAAGUUCUAAAGUAGGAGGAUUUCAGCAUGGAUUCGUUGCGCGACUCUGCCGGGGACAGCAAACCAAAUGCGUGCCAGUGUGCGCCUAAAUCCGACGUCCACCGGUGGUCUCCCGGGCUCCCUGUGGCCAUGUGCAUUCUCAUGUCCCUGUGCUCCAUCAGCGUGUGUCUGCUGAUGAGUUUCAAGACUCUCCAGUUGGAGCAGAGACUGAAGAUGGAACUGGACAGAGUCCCCAUCUUUCGUGCAGGGCACGGAAGUUUCCUCAACGAGGAUGGGAGUCUGGUUCCAGAGUUGAGCGCCUCCGUGGGGAAACUCGUGGAAGAGAAAGUCAUGGUACUGAUGCCAAAAAUCCGAACAACUCGAGAUGUUGGGCAAGAAUGCGCCUGUCCUGCAGGGCCUCCCGGAAAGCGUGGAAGGAUGGGAAGAAGAGGUGAACCGGGUAAGUGAAGCCCACAACCUGGCAAGUCGGGACGGGAUGGAUACCCGGGUCCACUUGGCCUGGAUGGUAAACCAGGAAUACCGGGUCUCAAGGGAAACCAGGGACCAGCGGGGCCCAAGGGAGAAAAGGGUGAUCAAGGAGACAUUGGGCCAAGGAUGGUCUAUCCAAGAUUCGAUCACGGCUUUCUCUCUGGUGACCAGUCCAGCACCUUUCAGAGACGUUUUCUGAAGGGCGACCAAGGGCAGGCUGGACCUGCCGGCCCGCCUGGCCCCCCAGGUACCUCAGGUCCCAGAGGCCCCCCUGGGAACACUGGCAAAGAUGGACCUCGUGGACCACCAGGAGAGCCGGGUUUUCAAGGUCGUGAUGGCAUUGAGGGACCUCAAGGAUUGCCCGGGAAGUCGGGAGAAGAUGGGGAACCUGGAUAUCCUGGACCACAGGGUCCUCCAGGACAAAAGGGCGAGGCGGGAAUGGGAGAAAAAGGCGAGCGGGGCAUGGAUGGACUGCCAGGAUUAAAAGGAGAUAAAGGAGAAGUAGGAGAACAAGGCCUACAAGGUCACAUGGGUUAUCCUGGUGAAAAGGGCAGUUCAGGCCCCUCUGACAUCAUUGACUUUAAUGGCAAGCUUCUUGAUGCGUUCCAGGCCAUCAACACAAUCAGUGUUUCGGGCCCACCUGGACCACCUGGCCCCCCAGGUCUUCAAGGAGAAAAGGGAGAGCUUGGUUUACCUGGUACCGCUGGAAUGGAUGGGGAGAAGGGAUCUAAAGGUGAUGUGGGAGGAAUAGGACCAGAAGGUGAAAGAGGAGAAAAGGGAGAGAUGGGCCUUUCUGGUCCCACGGGCAUGGAUGGACAGAAAGGAGAGAAAGGUGACUGCAGACUGGACGACAACCUGGUUCAAAUGAUUUCACAGCCAGGCCCACCAGGUCCACCAGGAGCUCCUGGAUCCAUGGGUCUGCAUGGAAUGCCUGGUCCAAAGGGAGAGCCAGGAUUUGGGAUAAAAGGGGAGAGGGGGGACCCCGGUUCUCCAGGACCCAAAGGAUUGGAUGGUCUGCAAGGUGCACCUGGAUCCCCGGGCUUAGUGGGUCUUCCAGGGGCCAAAGGAGAAAAGGGCAGGCCAGGGGAACCUGGACUUGACGGUUUCCCAGGCCUCAUGGGAGAGAAAGGUGACAGGGGAGAACGGGGAGAUAAGGGUGACAGAGGAAGUGUUGGGAAGAGAGGGCUGAAGGGUCAGAAGGGAGAACAGGGUCCUCCAGGCCUGGAUCAACCCUGUCCUGUGGGUUGUGAUGACAAAAAAGAUCUGUCUGUGAAAGGAGCGCUUUCUUCUCCUCCACCUCCUGUUCUUCCUCCUUCCGCUCCUGUGGCCCUCUGUCCUCUGGGACGUGAUGGGUUGCCCAUACCAGGCUGCUGGCACAAGGAGGAGAUGGCCAGGCAGAAGCUUAAACGCAAGCGUCUUAUUCAGCCUUGAAGGCGAGCGGGAGUGACUGCUGGGGAAAAGGACACUUAAAAGGGCCGAGAGCACGGAGGCAGAUUGGCCUUUAUGGAGCAGACCCCGCCCUGCACAGCCUCUGUGUCUUACUGAAAACUUAAAAUCCCCCAAUGUGGAAACUCUCCCGAAGGGGUUGACAAAUCCACUUCGGCUAUCCCUUGAAAUCUCUUGCUGAUGAUGUAGUGUGACGUCACUGGCACAUAGGGAAGGAUUCAGCCCAUGUUAUAAUUCCAGUCGUUUUGGCUAGGAUCUUCUAAAAUCUUCUGUAAUUAACUGCAUCAUCUUAACCAAUGUUGUGGAUGGAAUUAUAGAAACAAUAGCUUUUCAAGCACUCGUAGAUUUUCAAAUGUUUCUUCUCCAUGUUUGGCAGUGGAAAUCUGUUUGAUGUUACAUUUUGCAUUCCCAUGCAUGCCAUGUUUAUUGACGGAGUUGAAGGAGCCGCUGCAGUAUUCAUCGUAAAGCAUCAUUCAAUGGGGCUAAUUAGCUUCAUUGUUUUGCUGGUUGAGUUUUAACAAGUUUAAAACCCACCGUGUGUAAUUUAGUUUGACUGAUCGUGGUUAUUAUAGCCCAGAUGAAGACAUUUUUGUUCUCUCUUGCUGCUGACUUGUAUGUUUUUAUUUCUUUAAAAAAAAAAAAUACUAGUCAUUAGAAAUUGAUGAAUGACGAACUAAAUUAUUUCAUUUUGGUCAAAUGUGUACCAACGUUUUUAUUAGGAAUUGAGUUUUAUUUACUAAUCGUACACUGGCUUUGAAUGCCAGUAAUGCUGCCUUUUGAAUAGUUUUUAGUCCAAGUAGAUAAAGGGCUUUUGUAGGUGUGUUUUUGUCUUGGCCACACAUUUACAGACUUUUAUUUUGCAAAAUUCCUAAAAUGUGGCAUAGUUAUUCAGAGAUACAGGAUAAAUAGAAUUAUUUUUGCUACAGGUUCACAAAACAGUGAUGAUAACAGAACUACAUUUUUGUAAAAAAAAAAAAAAAAAAAGUACAUUAGAUAUUGUAGAUUGAACAUCAGUACAAGAAUAUUUUUGUUCUCAUGAUUGACAAUUGAAGUUUGUUUCUUUUAGUUAGUUAUGAGGCAAAGAAAAUGCUAUGGCGCUGAAAUGUUUCCUUGUACACCACAGUAAAUGGCAAAUAGAAUGUUCAAGUACUAGUUUUGUUUUAUUUGUAAAGCUUGGACUGCAAUUUGCUAAAACAAAAAAUGUAUAGAUGACCUACUUACUCUUACUGACCUGUUUUUCUUUCUCAUUAUCAAUAUUCAGGCUGUAACAUGUCACUAAAGCAAGUGAUGCAAGCUUUAUAUACAUGUGCCAAAUUUCUAUACUGACGCAACAACAAAAAUCAUAACAGAAGGGUUUAUAUGUUCAAGUCAGUUUACGUAUACAUUUACAUAUGUGGUUCCGCUUGUAUUUGAUAAGACUUUCUAUACGCGAGAAGCUUCCUGUAAACUAUCAUAUAUAUUAAACCUGAUCAGAAAUGCAAAGCAGUUUACAGUCACUGUAAGGCAUAAAGUGUUGCCAUUUGACUGGAAGCUGUGUGGUUAUCUGACAAUCAACAUAGGACUAGGAUUUGUUUUGCAGGUUCUAUUCAUUGUAAGACUUAACAGAGUAAGUAACUAGCACAAUGUCUGUUCUUUGGUGUUGUAGCCAAUAAUAUCACAGUAUUAGCUUGACUUUGUGACAAUGUUUGGUUGUGUACUUGGUUGUAAAAGAAUGAAGCUAUUUUUGUAAUUAUUGUCUAAAUAUGUUGAACUUGGGUCAAUUUAACUUGACUGAAAUAAACGAUGGGUUUAUGCUUUCCUUUUCCUUUCA
Messenger RNA from Syngnathus typhle (broad-nosed pipefish), 4025 nucleotides. Its product is annotated as collagen alpha-1(XXIII) chain-like. The record is from RefSeq and is a predicted model, not a curated record. Lineage: Eukaryota; Metazoa; Chordata; Actinopteri; Syngnathiformes; Syngnathidae. The transcript has 31 exons.